AUGUACGUGAAGAGCGUCAGGCAAGAGGGCCUGGGGGAGUGCGCGAGCAAAACCAAGACCGCGCCCGGCAUCACGUGGAAGCAAAUGUGCCUCAACUUGACGCUCAACUUUGGAGAGUCGAAGAUACUGGACAAGGAGCUGCGGCAGACGCUCAUCCAGUGGGUCGGUGCCCGCGAGGCGCGUUGGGUCCUCCACUACAGGGGGUCGCGUGACGGCUUCUCGCUGGACGCCUUCCAUCGAUUCAACGAUUGCGUGGGUCCCACCGUCUGCGUUGCGCACUCGCCGAAAGACUGUAUAUUCGGGGGCUACAACGCCGUGUCGUGGAUCACGCUCCGCCAGGACAGCGACGAGAGCGCCAACCUGGCCCUCAGGUCGCACGCCAUCGGGGUCAGCGACGACGACGACGCCGAGAGCGAAGACGAACAAAUCGAGGAAAGCCUCGAGGAGGAAAACCUGGAGGAGGAAAAGGAACCAGCAACCGACGACGAACUGGCCGACGCCACGCACGACGUCGCGGUCGACACCACCACCGACCACGCCCACCUCGAGUCCGCCGCCGCCGACGACGACGACGAGGCGGCAGCGGCGACGAGCAGGAAGAAGCGGCGCACUAAGAAGAGGGCCAACACGGGUGAUGGUGAUGUUGAUGUGGACCACGACAAAUCGGAGGAGAAGCAGGCGCAGCGCAAGGCCGCGCUGGAGGCCAAGCGGGCCAAGCGGGCGCGGAAGGCUCGCGACGCGCGGUUGGCCGCGGAGAAGGGCCUGCCGACCGAGCCGUUCAUCUUCUCGCUGAAGAACCUGUGGGACAAACCGCCGACCCAGAUCUUCACCCGACAGCGGGGCGACAAGAACGGCGUCCUCGUACACGAGUACUACGGUCCGCUGUGGGGGUCGGGAUUCGAUCUGGGCAUCCUCGGACACCCGCACGAGACUCCGCCUUCGGCUUGGUGCAGGAUCGGCACCACCUACGCGUCACCGUACCUCGCGACUGAGACUGGCGGCUCGGCCCACUACUUCAUCGGUGGCGACCCGCGGGACUUUGAGAUCUGCGAGCUGGAGGUGUUCGUGUUGAAAGAGGAGAAGGAAGAAUGGGCCAACCGGCUUCGGUCGCAGGAGAACGCCGGCCGCACGGCCAACGCGGACUCUCUCCGACCCCGCGCGUGA
Molecule: messenger RNA, 1164 nt
Organism: Acanthamoeba castellanii str. Neff
Lineage: Eukaryota; Discosea; Longamoebia; Acanthamoebidae
Exons: 7
Coding region: 1-1164 (387 amino acids)
Source: RefSeq, a predicted model, not a curated record